AUGGUGCUAUUGGAAACGGCCAGCACCAGUGGUGUGCACCCCGUUCAACAGCUGCUUCAUAAAGUUGUCUACUGCGUUAUUUACUCAGUCUAUUUUGAUAACUUGAUUGCUGCCAUCAACAUCACCGACGGUGGUUUACUCAUUGCCCAAGGUGCUGCAGCCCAAUUUGGGUUUCAAGAGCAAGUGUUGGCGAUGUGGACGUUGUCAGUGAUCGCACGUGGAGCACCUUGGUGGGCUGCUCUAGCGUCUUGGAGCAAGAAGCUGCGGCCAGUGGUCCUACAACCAGAUAUGGCCACGCGUGGUGGCUAA
Messenger RNA from Echinococcus granulosus, 309 nucleotides. RefSeq lists its product as hypothetical. The coding region runs from base 1 to 309 and encodes 102 amino acids. Lineage: Eukaryota; Metazoa; Platyhelminthes; Cestoda; Cyclophyllidea; Taeniidae. The record is from RefSeq and is a predicted model, not a curated record. The transcript is spliced from 4 exons.